CGGUGUGAGUGCGGCGGCUCGCUUUUUGAAUUGGCGGCGGCCGCUGAUGGCGGAUGGCGGCGGGCGGCACCGGCGCUGCUGAAGAAAGAAACAAGGCAUAAUCAUGGCUGACAACAGUACUCUUGUGUCUGAAACUGGGAGGAGCCUCUUGGCUGAUUCUUCUGUUCUUGAUUCAAAAAUUAUAGAAACCUCCAAAGAGAAUGUAUUCCGUGCUACUGUUCUGGAUGUUGAAGAAGAAAUGCCUCAAAUAGAAACAAGAGUGGUUUUGGUUCAGGAAGCAGGGAAACAUGAGGAGCUUCUGAAAGCCUUGGAGACCAUUAAGAUAAUGGAAGUACCUGUUAUAAAGAUAAAGGAAACUAGUCCUGAUAAUUCAGAAGAAAAACUAAUAAAAAGUAUUAUUCAUAUGGAAAUUAAAAUGCCCUACAUAAAGACAGACACGAUAGAAGAGCUUGGAGAUUCUGAUUCCCCAGAAUUUGAGACUAUCUUCGUUGUGUCAGAUUUCCAAGCUCCCAUCUUUAGCAACCUCUGCAAGGCAGAUUGCCGAAUCAUCGGGCCUCCGGUCGUGCUGCACUGUGCACAGAAAGGAGAGCCUUUACCUUUCUCCUGCCGUCCUUUGUACUCUGCAAGUAUGUUGAACAUGGUACUGUGCUUUACAGGAUUCAGAAAGAAAGAUGAAUUAGUUAAGCUCGUGACCUUGGUUCAUCAUAUGGGUGGAAUUACUCGAAGGGACUUCAGCUCAAAAGUUACUCAUCUGGUGGCAAACUCAACUCAUGGAGACAAAUUCAGAAUUGCUGUAAGUCUUGGUAUUCCUAUCGUGAAAGCUGAGUGGAUUUAUAAGGCAUGGGAGAAAAGGAAUGAAAUUGAUUUCUGUGCAGCUGAUGAUGACUUCAGAAACCAGUUCAAGGUUCCUCCCUUUCAGGAUUGCCUGUUAAGUUUCCUGGGAUUCUCUGAUGAUGAGAAAGCUAACAUGGAAGAAAUGACAGAAAUGCAAGGAGGACAUUAUUUACCAGUCGGUGAUGAAAGGUGUACGCACUUGGUGGUUGAAGAAAGUACAGUAAAAGAUCUUCCAUUUGAACCUUUAAAAAAACUUUAUGUUGUAAAACAAGAGUGGUUUUGGGGAAGUAUUCAAAUGGAUGCCAGAGCUGGAGAGUCUAUGUAUUUAUUUGAGAAGUCAGAGAGUCCUGACUUCAAGAAGUCGGUGUCACUGCUUUCCCUGAGCACUCCCAACAGCAACCGCAAACGGCGCCGCUUGAAAGAGACUCUGGCCCAGCUGACCAGGGAGACAGACAUGUCCCCGUUCCCUCCUCGGAAACGCCCCUCAGCUGAGCAUUCCCUCUCCAUUGGCUCCUUGCUGGAUAUUUCCAACACUCCAGAGUCAGGCACUGCCAAUGGAGAAACACCAAAAUCCUGUGCAAGGCCCUCCAAAAACUCAACUCCUCUUCCUCUCAAGCAGUCUGCAAGAUGGCAGGUUGCAAAGGAAUUGUAUCAGACAGAAAGUAACUAUGUUGAUAUUCUCACAACAAUUAUUCAGUUAUUUCAAGUUCCAUUGGAGAAGGAAGGACAACUUGGGGGACCAAUCCUUGCACAGGAAGAGAUCAAGACCAUAUUUGGCAGCAUUCCAGAUAUUCUUGACGUGCACACUAAAAUCAAGGAAGACCUGGAAGAUCUUAUGAUAAACUGGACUGAAAGCAAAAGUAUUGGUGAUAUCAUUCUCAAAUAUUCAAAAGACUUGUUGAAAACAUACCCUCCGUUUGUGAAUUUCUUUGAAAUGAGCAAGGAGACGAUUACAAGAUGUGAAAAGCAGAAACCAAGGUUUCAUGCCUUCCUAAAGAUAAAUCAAGCUAAACCUGAAUGUGGUCGCCAAAGCCUUGCUGAGCUCCUUAUCCGUCCUGUUCAAAGGCUGCCCAGUGUUGCCCUACUACUAAAUGAUAUUAAGAAACAUACAGCAGAAGAGAACCCAGACAAAAUAACUCUAGAGAGAGCUAUUGAGUCAUUAAAGGAGGUGAUGACACACAUUAAUGAAGACAAAAGAAAAACAGAGGCCCAAAGGCAGUUCUUUGAUGUCGUCUAUGAAGUGGAUGGAUGUCCAGCCAAUCUCCUGUCCUCCCACCGCAGCUUGGUUCAGCGUCUGGAAACUGUAGCACUUGGGGAUGACCUCUGUGACAGGGGAGAGCAGGUCACACUCUUUCUGUUCAAUGAUUGCCUAGAGAUUGCAAGGAAACGGCAUAAAGUUAUUGGAGCUUUCAAGAGUCCCCAUGGCCACACAAGGCCUCCUGCAUCUCUCAAGCAUGUUGUUCUCAUGCCUCUCUCCCAGAUCAAGAAAGUCUUGGACAUCAGGGAGACAGAAGAUUGCCAGAAAGCUUUUGCCUUAGUUGUGAGGCCACCUACAGAACUCAACAACAAGCUGCUCAGUUUCCAGAUGACAACUGAAGACCCUCGCAAGGAGGACUGGCUGAAGAUGUUGUGUCGGCACGUGGCCAACACUAUUUGUAAAGCAGAUGCAGAAAAUCUCAUUUAUGUUGCUGAUCCUGAUUCAGUUGAAGUAAAUACUAAAGAUAUGGACAGCACUUUAAGCAGAGCAUCCAGGGCAAUAAAGAAAACAUCAAAAAAGGUCACAAGAGCCUUUUCUUUCUCCAAAACACCUAAGCGAGCUCUCCGCAGGGCUCUGAUGUCUCACAGUGCCACAGAAGGGCGGAGUCCCAGCUCUGCUAACGAGAGUUACAUCGGCAGCCGCCUGACCAGCACCUCGUCCCUAGCGGGUGUUCCUUCUCCUUCCUUGGUCAGCCUUCCCUCGAUCUUUGAAAGGAGGAGUCACACAUUGAGCCGAUCAACAACCCACUUGAUAUGA
Molecule: messenger RNA, 2848 nt
Organism: Cinclus cinclus
Lineage: Eukaryota; Metazoa; Chordata; Aves; Passeriformes; Cinclidae
Gene: ECT2
Product: epithelial cell transforming 2
Exons: 25
Coding region: 104-2848 (914 amino acids)
Biological process (GO): activation of GTPase activity; mitotic cytokinesis; regulation of cytokinesis, actomyosin contractile ring assembly
Cellular component (GO): cell cortex; nucleus
Molecular function (GO): GTPase activator activity; guanyl-nucleotide exchange factor activity
Source: RefSeq, a predicted model, not a curated record